Setaria italica (foxtail millet) is the source of this 1927-nucleotide messenger RNA. RefSeq lists its product as uncharacterized. The transcript is spliced from 2 exons. The record is from RefSeq and is a predicted model, not a curated record. Gene Ontology annotation, cellular component: membrane. Lineage: Eukaryota; Viridiplantae; Streptophyta; Magnoliopsida; Poales; Poaceae. Gene Ontology annotation, molecular function: glycosyltransferase activity. The coding region runs from base 638 to 1852 and encodes 404 amino acids.
UUCAGGCUUGUGGUGCCGUUUCGGCGUUUCGCCACAGCGAAUACGUUGACCCGCACAAGCAUAAAAAAGCUAAGUGCAGCCGCAACAAGCGAUGCCUGUUGUCACUCCCACGCAUAGCCGUGUCACUCAGUUUCUGCCCUUUUCCUUUUCUUUAAAAAUGCAGAUGAAAUCAGCAAUUGAAUUGGAUGAAAAUUGACACCAGAGGUGUCGUUUCAGUGGAGGAAUUAGUUUCAAUUGCUCCUUCCGAUCGGCAUUUCUUCUGCGUAUGCACAGCCGAUUGACAAGACAAUCCAAAUAAUCAGCAUUUGUUUCUCCCAAAGGAGCAACGUCGUCUAUGCAUAAACAAUAUGAGAAUCUGCAUCUAUACAUUUCUACCAGUGAUUCAUAUCGGAAGCAACAGACGAAAGGAGCAAUGUGCAACAGAUAAUGAAAAAAUAGUUAGUGAGCGUUACUAACUUUUUCAGGAAGAAGCCAUGCUAGUAAUUUGCAGAGCAAGCAAAGCGGAGCUGUGGGAGUGCGCGUAUAAUUCGAACCCGGCUGAGGCAGUGGACCACCAGCGAUACUGUGCACGGUUAACCAGAGCACGCAGCUGCCUUUCUCUCACACAGUUACUCAUGCUGUCAGCUUGAGCCAAGCCAUGAACGACACGAACAGAGCCAUGCCGGCGUCUCACAUAGGCGGGAAGCUCCUCAAUGCGGUGCCUAUGCUUCUCCUCUUCUCACUGGGAUUUGUCCUCGGCAUGACCUACAACUCCAAGUUCCCAAACUUCUACCUCCCGUUUGUUGCGCCAUUGCCCUCUCCUCCACCGCCGCCACCUCCACUACCACCGUCGCCGCCACCGCCACCUACUCCGUCGCCGCCGCCACCGCCGCCCCCAGCACCACCUACAAACCCACAAACGGGGCUGGUACGAUUUCUCGAGCCGAGAAGCGUCAUGCACAACAUGACCGACGAUGAGCUGCUGUGGUGGGCGUCCAUGACGCCGAAGGUGCAGAGCUCGCCGUACCACCGGGUGCCCAAGGUGGCCUUCUUGUUCCUGGCGAGAGGGGACCUGCCGCUGCGGCCGCUGUGGGAGAAGUUCUUCGCCGGGCACGAAGGGCUCUACUCCAUCUACGUGCACACCAAUCCCUCCUACACCGGCUCGCCGCCGGAGGACUCCGUCUUCUACGGUCGCAUGAUCCCUAGCCAGAAAACGAUGUGGGGGGACAUCACCCUGGUGGCGGCGGAGCGCCGGCUACUGGCGAACGCGCUCCUGGACCUGGGCAACGAGCGCUUCGUCCUGCUCUCCGAGUCGUGCAUUCCCAUCUACAACUUCACCACCGUGCACGCCGUCCUCACCGGCACGAACACCAGCUUCGUGGACGUGAUCGUGACCCCGGCGCGCUACGACCCCCUGUUCGGGGAGCGCCACAACAUCACGGCGGCGCAGUGGCGCAAGGGCGCGCAGUGGUUCGAGAUGGACCGGUCGCUGGCGCUGGAGGUGGUCUCCGACCGCACCUACUACCCGACGUUCCGGGAGCACUGCGCCGGGCGGCGGGCCUGCCUCAUGGACGAGCACUACCUGCCGACGCUGAUGAGCGUGCUGCGGUGGCCGCGGGGCGCCGGCCGGACGCUCACGUUCGCGGACUGGGACCGGAGGCGGCGGACGGGGUUCCACCCGCACACGCACCGGGCGGAGGAGGUGACGGCGGGGCUCAUCGGGGAGAUCAGGGGAGGGGAGCGCGCCGGCGUCAACUGCAGCGCGUUCAGGGACGCGGCGAGCGGGGUGUGCUACCUGUUCGCGCGCAAGUUCACGCCGGACACGCUGCAGCCGCUGCUCCGGUUGGCGCCCAAGGUCAUGGGGUUCGGGUGAGAGGAUCGGGAUGGUAUGGUAUCUCGUUGUGACUUCUUCUUUUCGGAAUUUUUUUGGAAUUGUUACGGUACUCGU